GGUUCAAUAUUUGUUCUUGCCCCCUGUAAAGUCACUACAGACUGUAAAGCAGGUUGACAUUGAAGUCAUUUUUUUUUUCCUUUCUAAUAAACGUGAACAUCAUAAACCUGCAAUCAUGCCUAUGGCGGGUCUGUCAAUGGCUAGCUUGAAAAAGCACCCAUCUCUGAUUCCCCUUUUUGUGUGUGUUGGUGGAGGAAUGCUCUGGGCAGCAUACUAUACUCUUCGCUUGGCCACAAGAAACCCAGAUGUUAGCUGGAAAAAUAAAAGUGAAGAAAUGUCCAACACCAGAUGGCCAGUCAACCAGCAAUACAAAUUCUUCUCUCCUGUAGUUGACUACAAAACAUUGAAACACCCAGAGGAGCGACCAGAGUUAUAAAACCAGCAGUGCUUCAUGUUCUGUUGAUGUAUUUAUGCAGAAUUAUAUUUUGAUGUAACACAUGAAAACAAGUAACAACUAAUGUAUUUUUUCUCAAUAGUAAUGCUCAUUUUUUGUUCCCCCAAGGUUUAUUGUAAGAAAUACUCUUUACACUAGCUUAUUAUUUUUUAUGUAAAAGUUGUGUUUCUUUUGUGUUGAUGGAAAGUUUGAUAUUAAUUAGAUCUGGGCAUAUGAAUUGAAUCACAACUGGCUGUUUAGGCUUGUUGUCUGUAAAAAUUGCUCCACUCAAAGUUAAGUUUAUUAUGUACUCCACUGUCUUACACAGUUUUGAAUAGAUUUAAUAAACAUUUUUACCAGUAGCA
Messenger RNA from Biomphalaria glabrata, 738 nucleotides. Its product is annotated as cytochrome c oxidase subunit NDUFA4-like. The transcript has 4 exons. Lineage: Eukaryota; Metazoa; Mollusca; Gastropoda; Planorbidae. The record is from RefSeq and is a predicted model, not a curated record. The coding region runs from base 116 to 376 and encodes 86 amino acids.